AUGGUCACGCUAUCGAUUUCAGUACGGCCGCCGCCCAUCGCCCCUGCGUGGCGCAUCACCGUGGCGCGUGGCCGCAACGCCUCCUCCAAUGCGGUCGCGGUUAGCUCGAAUGCUCGAACCGAGGGGCCACCGGACGCGUGUGGUAACCCUGUAACGUGUGACGGCCGCCCUCGCAUGCUGCGCUCUCCGUGGUGUGAUGUGCCGCCAUGUGCGCGGCCACUCCCCGCCAUGUGCGAAGCCACUCCCCGCCAUGUGCGAGGCCACUCCCCGCCAUGUGCGAGGCCACUCCCCGCCAUGUGCGAGGCCACUCCCCGCCAUGUGCGAGGCCACUCCCCGCCAUGGCUCACUGCGCCUCGCUGCUUGUUCCCCUCCACCUCUGUUCCCCCUCUCCAACGUGGGAAUCCGCUUCUGCAACCUCACCCGCGCCCACCUCCCGCAUCCCCCGUUGCGCCCGUCCCCCGCCAGACGCAUCUCGCGCCGUGCAGACGGCGUUGGCGGACGGCCUCACGCGCAUCGAAGUCGACUUCCCGUCAGUCCCCCGCCCGCCCCUCCCCCUCCACCUCACGCUGCUCACCCGCCCGCCACCCCUUUCCCACCACGUUCCAUGACAUCACCACCAUGUUCCAUGGCAUCACCACCAUGUUCCAUGGCAUCACCACCAUGUUCCAUGGCAUCACCACCAUGUUCCAUGACAUCACCACCAUGUUCCAUGACAUCACCACCAUGUUCCAUGACAUCACCACCAUGUUCCAUGACAUCACCACCAUGUUCCAUGGCAUCACCACCAUGUUCCAUGGCAUCACCACCAUGUUCCAUGGCAUCACCACCAUGUUCCAUGGCAUCACCACCAUGUUCCAUGGCAUCACCACCAUGUUCCAUGACAUCACCACCAUGUUCCAUGACAUCACCACCAUGUUCCAUGGCAUCACCACCAUGUUCCAUGGCAUCACCACCAUGUUCCAUGGCAUCACCACCAUGUUCCAUGACAUCACCACCAUGUUCCAUGGCAUCACCACCAUGUUCCAUGACAUCACCACCAUGUUCCAUGGCAUCACCACCAUGUUCCAUGACAUCACCACCAUGUUCCAUGGCAUCACCACCAUGUUCCAUGACAUCACCACCACCCGCCCCACCACACGCACCACAUUGAGUGGCACCGUUGCUCGUCCCCAUUCGUCUCUCUCUUUCUUCUCCCAACCCCAUUUGCCCCGCUCUCCCAUCACCCUCAUGCAAACCCCUCCCACUGCCGAGUGGAAAGGCGGGCUACGAGGUGAAACCCUGCUGCCAUGCCCUCCGCCUUCUCCCUCUCCUCCCAACCCCUCCUCGCUUCCCCUCCCUCACCACUCUCUUCCCGUUCAUCCUGUCCCAAUCCUCAUUCCUCCUUCUCCUCCUACUACUGUCGCUCCUUUUCCAAACUCUCAUUCACUCUUUCUCAACCCUCUGCUCAUUGUGUUGAGCAGUGGGGGGGCGGUGGUGCCUGGGGGUCACUGGCCCUCCUUCCCCCCCCCCUCCUCUACUCCCCCCUCCCUCUCUGCUGCCACACACCUCCACGGCCCUGCCCUGCCCCUCAUUCGCUCCCUCCCUUGUCGCCCAUCUCCAACCCCCCAACCCCCCUCCGGGUGUGGCAUGGCAUGGCAUGGCAUGGCAUGGCAUGGCAUGGCACGGCACGGCACGGCACGGCAGGGGUCAUCGGAGGAGUACAUAGAGGCCAACAUCCAGCUCGCCCUGGCGCUCGUGCGCCGGCUGCACGGCGCCACCGCCACCACCGCCAAGAUCGUGCUUCCCGACGGGCCAGAGAAGCGCCGCUGCUCCCGCCGCUUCAAAGCUGCUCUGGACAUGACGGACGGGGUGUCGCUGGGGUGUUUGGAGGACGACCCUGUGGCAGCACCGGGGCAGGCGGGCGCACCGCAACCACGCAGCGCGGGUGGACGAGGAGAGGGCGGGUUCUUGUCGGCGCUGAAGAACGCGCUGGACCUUGACUUCGGGGGGCAGGAGACCGGCGAGUGGGCAGCAGCAACGCCAUCGGAUCUGUACAUCAUCGCCAACGCCAGCUGCCAGGAGCUGCCCGCCGUUCAGGCCUACCUCGAGAAGCUCCCCCCCGCCACGCCGGUGCUGCUUUUCAACCUGGAGCUCGACACGCUCAGGGCGGACCUGGGGCUGCUGGGCUUCCCCCCCAAGGACCUGCACUACCGCUUCCUGUCCACCUUCCGCCCCGUCUUCUACCUGCGCCCGCGCGACUACUCCAAGAGUGUGGCCGUGUCGCCAUUCAUCCUCAACUACAGCGGGGCGCUCUUCAGAAUGUACCCAGGGCCAUGGCAGGUGAUGGGGAAGCAGGAGGGCACGGGGUCGUACGUCUGUGUGGCGGAGGGGCCACAGCGCUUCCAACUCGGACAGGUGAAGGAGGAGCUGCAGCGUGCGCUGGGGCUGGGCGAGGAGGAUGGCUCCACCAUGCAGUUCCUGCGCCGCGGCUACAAG
Molecule: messenger RNA, 2475 nt
Organism: Closterium sp. NIES-65
Lineage: Eukaryota; Viridiplantae; Streptophyta; Zygnematophyceae; Desmidiales; Closteriaceae
Source: the annotation of a GenBank genome assembly